This is a messenger RNA of Neopsephotus bourkii (Bourke's parrot), 2539 nucleotides long. RefSeq names its product histone deacetylase 3 (gene HDAC3). Gene Ontology annotation, molecular function: histone deacetylase activity. The transcript has 15 exons. The record is from RefSeq and is a predicted model, not a curated record. NCBI's taxonomy places the organism in Eukaryota, Metazoa, Chordata, Aves, Psittaciformes, Psittacidae. Bases 101 to 1387 code for a protein of 428 amino acids.
CCUUGCCCUGCUAUUACAGGCGCUCAGGGAGGUUAGGCCUGACGGCGCGGCGUGAUGACGUUAGCCGCGGCGCGCGGCGGCGGGUCUCGGUUUCUCCGCCAUGGCGAAGACCGUGGCCUAUUUCUACGACCCGGACGUGGGCAACUUCCACUACGGAGCCGGGCACCCCAUGAAGCCGCACCGCCUGGCGCUCACCCACAGCCUGGUCCUGCACUACGGGCUCUACAAGAAGAUGAUCGUUUUCAAACCAUACCAGGCAUCCCAGCAUGACAUGUGCCGAUUCCACUCUGAGGACUACAUAGACUUCCUGCAGAGAGUGAGUCCCAAUAACAUGCAGGGGUUCACCAAGAGCCUCAAUGCCUUCAACGUGGGAGAUGACUGCCCGGUGUUUCCAGGCCUCUUUGAAUUUUGCUCUCGCUACACCGGGGCCUCCCUGCAGGGAGCAACACAGCUGAACAACAAGAUCUGUGACAUUGCAAUAAACUGGGCAGGGGGCCUGCAUCAUGCAAAGAAGUUUGAGGCUUCUGGGUUUUGUUAUGUUAAUGACAUAGUUAUCGGCAUCCUGGAGCUGCUCAAGUAUCACCCACGUGUGCUGUACAUUGAUAUCGAUAUCCACCAUGGAGAUGGGGUGCAGGAGGCUUUCUACUUGACAGACCGUGUCAUGACAGUGUCAUUUCAUAAAUAUGGGAACUAUUUCUUUCCUGGUACAGGUGACAUGUAUGAAGUUGGUGCAGAGAGCGGGCGUUACUACUGUCUCAAUGUGCCUCUGCGGGAUGGCAUUGAUGACCAAAGUUAUAAACACCUCUUCCAGCCAGUCAUUAACCAGGUGGUAGAUUACUAUCAGCCCACCUGCAUAGUGCUGCAGUGUGGUGCUGAUUCUCUGGGUUGUGACCGUUUGGGUUGUUUUAACCUCAGUAUCAGAGGACAUGGGGAAUGUGUGGAGUAUGUGAAGAGCUUCAAUAUCCCCUUGCUGGUGCUGGGAGGAGGUGGUUACACAGUCCGCAAUGUGGCACGUUGUUGGACUUACGAAACAUCAUUGCUUGUCGAUGAAGCCAUUAGUGAAGAGCUCCCUUACAGUGAGUACUUUGAAUACUUUGCUCCAGACUUCACCCUUCAUCCUGAUGUCAGUACAAGGAUUGAAAAUCAGAACUCCAGACAGUACUUGGAUCAGAUCAGGCAGACAAUAUUUGAGAACCUGAAGAUGCUGAACCAUGCUCCCAGCGUGCAGAUCCAUGAUGUCCCUUCUGACUUGCUCAGCUACGAUCGCACAGAUGAGCCUGAUCCAGAGGAAAGAGGCUCUGAGGAAAACUACAGCAGGCCUGAAGCUGCCAAUGAGUUCUAUGAUGGUGACCACGAUAACGACAAAGAGAGUGAUGUUGAGAUCUGAGAGCUCUGCUGUGGGGCAAUGGACUGUGGGGAGUCCCACAUUGGACAUGGGUGCUUGGAGCAGGUAACUGGUGUAGGACCCAGUUAGCCCUCCCUUUGAAUUUGAUUGUAUGGAGUGGCAGCAGAAACAAUACCACUGCAGGCUUCUGCUACCUGGAGAGGCAGAGAGCAGGGAAAUGUGUUCCUUCCUUUCUACUGUGUUAUGGUUCCAGUUGUUGCUGCUCUGGGAUAUGGGAACUUGAGUAGCACUCUAUCUGUGCUGUGUUCUGCCUGCAGCUGUGUAGCUGCCUUCAGAACCUGACCCAUGGUGGUUCCUUCACCUCAUAUAACUCCCAUGCAGGCUCCUGCCAGCAGCAUGGAGCUGGAGCGGUUGUGCCUACGAUCUCUGCCUCUCUUCUGCAGCAGCACCUGAUACAUCCUGCCCUCCCCAGCCCUCAGUUCAAGUACCCAGUUGCCUGUCCUCUGAAGCCUGCACUGAAAGCUGCUUCCUGAUGUCCCUCCUAACUGUCCGAUGCUCCACAGCUCAAGGAAAACUUCAAGAAGACAAGGCCAGUUGUGGGAUAGGGGUUGGGAGAGUCCCUGGGACAGGGAGCAGCUUGAUGGAGCAGGAUGGAGGAAUGGAUGCAGGGCAUAGUCUUGUUCCUCCUCUCUCCUUCACCCACUCAGUUUUUGUGUUCCAAAUGAGUACUGCAAUACUUUGAGUUGGACCUAACUUCCCUGUUCUCUGCAUUCUUCAAGAGGCUAAAAUCACUGGAGCAGAGGUUUGGGUGUUGUACUUGUCAGUACAGAAUGUGUCUUGCACCUCUAAUACACCUUCCAGCUGUGUUGUCCAAGGUCACACAUGGCCCUUCUGUGUGUCAGCAAGCGAUUUGGGCUGCUUGCUCAGAGUGGAAACCAUUCUCUCUUCACUGUAAGAUGUUACUCUGCUUAUGGGCGAAGGAAGCUGCUUCCUCCAGGGCCUGCCUACUCGCCCUCACACAGCAGAGAUUUCCCUUGGCCAUCCCUCAGAUCCCAGACUUUGCUGCUCCUCCUCCCAGAUCAUCACCUGGUACCUGGUUUGGAGCGCAUUUGGGGAGGCGGGAGGGCUUUAGCCUCUCUCUGUACUGCUCUGGUUGUUUACCGAUGUCUUUAAACAUUAAAGAAGAGGCAAUAU